AUGCCGUCCAAGAUUCAACUUGAUGAGAAUCUGGUGUUUUUGUAUAUCUGUCUACAGAAAUCAGAUAUGAAAACUAUUGAUUUCGCCGCCGUAGGCCAAACGACUAAUCUCAAAUCUCCCGCUGCACGUAUGCGCUACACGAGACUGAAACGCCAGAUUGAAAAGGGGGUUAUAGGGGCGAAUGCGAAUAUUAAUCUUCGGAGUGGGGGGGAUGAGAGGGAGAGGAAUGGGGAGGAGAAAGAAAGGAGGAAGGAGAAAAGAGAGAAGAAGAUGAGAGAGAAGAAACAGAAAGAGGAGAAGAGGGAGAGAGAGGGUGUGGAAAAGAAGGAGAAAGUGGAAGCUAAAGAGUGGAAUAGGGUGGACGGUGGUUUGGGAAUGGAAAUGGGGAUGGAACUGAAAAUGAAAAUGUAUGAUGGAGUGGAGAAAGAAGAAGGAAAGAGAAAGAGGGAAGUUGGAGAUACCACGGAAUCGGACGCAGACGCGAUCUCAGAACCGGAUUUCCAGCUCCAAGGAUGGAAAACCUCCAUACUCAACAACACAACCUCUCCAUUCCCCGCAGAUCUUCCCCCAUCCAUCCAGUUUUCCACGCACCCGCAGACCGAACAUCUCCCUCACCCAUACCUCCACAACUAUCCCGCAACAUCCGCUCCCCAACCGAACAUCUCGCAAAGCGAUUUUUUAGCAUCACAAUCCAUGUCCCAGACUCACCCAGACCAACUCCCCUCCCAAACAUCCUCCCCUCCCCUCCUCGAUCCCCAAAUAAAACUCGAACCCUACUCCCCCUUCUCCUCCUUCUCCUCUUAUUCCACCGAACGCAGCAUACCCAAUUUUCACGAGCGCACCGAAGACGAAGACGCAGAUUCCGAAGACGAGAUGCCGCUCGCUAAACGUCGAGGUUUGGGGAAACGACACGCUUCUCGUUCUCAUUCUCAAUCUCAAUCUCAAUCUCCACAUGGAAAUGGAAAUGAAAAUCCAAACCCAGAUAGAGAAGAAAUUUCACAUACAAAUACCUCGAAAAUCGCAGAGGGAUAUGGAGAUGCACAUUCUCAUUCACAUUCUCAUUCGUGUUCUGAGAUGAGUGAUCUGCGGGAGAGUGGAUGUGCAGAUGAAUACACAUAUACACAUCCUCCUCUUCGCAGCUCCAUACACGCACCUAUUACUUCUUCUCAAUACGCAUACGCAUAUCCAAAUCCCUACACCACACCCUACAAAUCGAUCUACACCCCUCCAGCCUCCUCCUACGAAACCCUCGAGUCCUUGAAUUCUACACUUUUAGCCCCCCUCCCCUCUCCCCCCUUAAUAUCCUCAUCAAAAUCCACCUCUACCCCCUCCAACCCACCACCCCAUCCCCAUCCCUACAACUGGGCCGACACAUACCAAUCCUACCGACAUCUCUGGGGCACCGAACGUAUCGCACGAGUCUCUCCUCCGCCUCCGCCUCCACCUCCAUCUAUAUCGACUUCUUCAUGUCCAUCUUCAUCUUCUUCUUCGCCUUUACCCCUAUACCAUAACCAUGACCAUAACCAUAAUUACAACCACAACCCCACUCACACUCACACCCACACUCCCACUCCCAGUCACAACCAUACCCACAACCACAACAAAAUCACCAAUGCUAAUACGAUUCCCGACUCUGAUUUUCCAGCACCUCUCCCUACUCAAUCGCCUCGUUCCAAUACUCACCCUUUAUCGUUUUCGCAGUGGUGA
Botrytis byssoidea is the source of this 1707-nucleotide messenger RNA. RefSeq lists its product as uncharacterized. NCBI's taxonomy places the organism in Eukaryota, Fungi, Ascomycota, Leotiomycetes, Helotiales, Sclerotiniaceae. The record is from RefSeq and is a predicted model, not a curated record. The transcript has 2 exons. The coding region runs from base 1 to 1707 and encodes 568 amino acids.